Molecule: messenger RNA, 2183 nt
Organism: Ipomoea nil (Japanese morning glory)
Lineage: Eukaryota; Viridiplantae; Streptophyta; Magnoliopsida; Solanales; Convolvulaceae
Product: putative clathrin assembly protein At1g03050
Exons: 3
Coding region: 284-2050 (588 amino acids)
Biological process (GO): clathrin coat assembly; clathrin-dependent endocytosis; vesicle budding from membrane
Cellular component (GO): clathrin-coated pit; clathrin-coated vesicle
Molecular function (GO): SNARE binding; 1-phosphatidylinositol binding; phosphatidylinositol-4,5-bisphosphate binding
Source: RefSeq, a predicted model, not a curated record
GACAAUAAUUAAGGAUCUGAUAAUUCAAGAGGAGAAGAAAGAGCAGAGGAUUCACCAUUUUCUUCUCUUCUUCUCCUUCAACACUCUGUAUGCAUGCAUAUUAGAAUCUCAUGCAUGCAUGAAUUCACAGAAAAAGAAUAUAUAGAUCAGAGCAUUUUCAUUUUUCUCUUGAAUUCUCAGCCUGCUACUGCCAAUCUGCCAUUAGUUAUUGUUAUGGAUUAAUAUUGAAUUAUUGAUUGUAUAGAAAUAAUUAAGCAGAGGAUUAUAUUAUAUAUAUAAUAUAAUGGCUCCGAGUAAACUCAGGAAAGCCAUAGGGGCUGUGAAGGACCAGACCAGCAUAAGCCUGGCCAAAGUUAGCGGCAGCGCCUCCAUCUCCGACCUCGAGGUGGCGAUCGUCAAGGCCACCCGCCACGAAGAAUACCCGCCGGAGGAGAGGCACAUCCGGGAGAUUCUCUGCCUGACGUUAUACUCGCGCGCCUACGUGGGCGCGUGCGUGGUCACCAUCUCCCGGCGGCUUAGCAAGACCAAGAACUGGGUGGUGGCGCUGAAGUCGCUGAUGUUGGUCCACCGGCUGCUCGCCAACGGCGGCGAGCAGUCUUACGAGCAGGAGAUCUUCUUCGCCACCCGGCGCGGCACCCGCCUCCUCAACAUGUCGGAUUUCCGCGACUCCCGCUCCAAUUUCUGGGACUAUUCCGCGUUUGUGCGGACCUACUCGCUCUACCUCGACGAACAGGUGGAGCUGAGGAUGCAAAACCGCCGUGGAAAACACAGCGCAUUAGCGUCUGGCAAUGAAGAAGGAGUCGAAGAGGAAGACGAGGAGGAGGAAACUGGCAACACUACUGCCAUUGUUGUGACAGGCACUCCGAUUACAGAAAUGAAGAACGAGUACUUGUAUUCAAGAAUCCAGCAUUACAUACAGAUCCUUGACCGAUUCUUAGCUUGCAAACCAACAGGGGCAGCAAAGAGGAACAGGCUUGUGCUUGUGGCACUGUAUCAAGUAGUGAAGGAAAGCUUCCAAGUAUACUAUUCAAUUGCAGAAAUGUUGGGCAUUUUGGUGGAUCGAUUCAUGAAGCUUGAUAUUCCCGACUCCAAAAAAGUUCAUGAGAUUUUCCACCGCGUCGCCAAGCAAUGGGAUGAGCUCGAGGUGUUCUACACCUGGAGCAAAGCUGCGGGGAUUUCGCGGUUGUCGGAAUACCCGGAUGUGGAGAAUUAUCCCAAGCAGAAACUGGACAUCAUGGAGGAAAUUAUCCGGGAGAAAAUGGAAAUGGCGGGAGGGAGAAUAAUGAGGAGCCGAGAACCGUCACCUGAGGUGGAGGAAGUGGAGGAGCCGGAGCCGGAGGCGGAAGCGGAAGAGGACAUGAAUACGAUAAAAGCGCUGCCGCCGCCACCGGAGGAUUUUAUCGAAGAAAUGGCGGUGGUGGAGGCGCCAACGGAGGAGAAGAAGGAGCAAGAUAUAGGAGAUCUGUUGAACUUGGGCGAGGAUGCACCCACACCGGAAGAGCAUGCAAAUCAGUUAGCCUUAGCCUUGUUCGACGGUAUUCCGACAAUUGACCCUACAAAAACAACCAUCACAACUCCAUGGGAAGCCUUCAAUGGAUCCGAGGAUUGGGAAACCGCCCUUGUCCAAACCGCCAGUCAUCUCUCAAACCAAAAGGCACAAUUUCCCGGCAACUUCGAUGAAUUAAUGCUCGACGGAAUGUAUCGACAGGGAGCGCUAAACCAGGCCGUGGCCUCCUCCGGCGUUUUGACAACAGGCAGUGCUACUAGUGUUGCGUUCGGGUCAGCCGGGAGGCCGGCAAUGCUGGCACUACCGGCACCUCCCUCCUCCGCAGAUGCCAACACAACAGCAUCAGGAGCGGACCCUUUUGCCGCCUCGCUUUCAGUAGCACCGCCGGCAUAUGUGCAGAUGUCAGAGUUGGAGAAGAAACAGAGACUGCUAUGGGAAGAGCAGCAAAUGUGGCAGCAAUAUACAAAAGAUGGAAUGCAUGGGCAAGUAGGAUUGGAAAAAGCUCAACAAAGCAGUCAACCUCAUAAUUAUUAUGGUUACUAGUACUCCUGCCUGUAGGGAGGGAAUGGCACUGAAUGCAUCAACAAGAUAAUAAUACACGAAGAAUAAUAGCACUGGUUGCACAUUUUCAAGACAGCCACGAAGAAUACAAGUCUUCAACUCAAUCAGAUGUUAG